Messenger RNA from Mycena indigotica, 1512 nucleotides. RefSeq lists its product as uncharacterized. Lineage: Eukaryota; Fungi; Basidiomycota; Agaricomycetes; Agaricales; Mycenaceae. Bases 1 to 1512 code for a protein of 503 amino acids. The record is from RefSeq and is a predicted model, not a curated record. The transcript has 4 exons.
AUGAAAUCAUUUGGGAAUGCAUUCGCAUUCAUGAUGCGGAAGCCAAAGCCAAAGCAAACCAUUAGAAUGUCUCAGCCAACGCCAACAACUCAGAUGGAGGUGGAUUCAACAACGGAUUGUGAAAGAAUGGAGGUGGAUUCAGACGUUGAAGAGAUCUUGUCCCCGCCAGUUGUGCCUCCUCCCCAAUCCAAUGGACACCCUGACUCCCAGCCAAACUCACCCUCCCAUUCGACUUCCAUCGGCAGCAGCCCUGCCUAUCCAGAAGCCUGCAUGGAUCGGGUCAAUUUGGCCCAUGUCCGACUUCGGGAAAUGCUGGAGGCAAUGGACACAGGUCGUGUGCCGACAGACCUGUCGCUGGAAACAGCUGCAGAUCGAGCGCUUAACCAGCUGCAUCACCGCGACUUCCCUUCCCUUCGACGCGCCGCAGAACUGCUAGAGCUUACAAGCAAGAACAAACACCAUGAUGUCGUAUUUCGGACGCGUCUGGCUGCAAUGCUCGGCACUCUCAACCUGUUCCUCAACCCGGGAUGCAAUUAUACUUGGCGGCAAGCAUCCACCGUCAUUGCCCGUUCACAAGGACAUGCAACACACUAUGCCAGGCGCAUUCGCGACUGGCUCCACUACUUCCUGACCCACCGCAAGCUGCCCGAACACGUUAUUGGAGUCAACGACGGCGACUCUCUUCUGGAUGACGAGGACUUUUGUGCGGCCAUCAAGUUACACCUGCAGCUUGUUUGCGCAAAAAACAAGCACUUCCGAGCGCAGGAUAUCGUUGACUUUGUGGCGGGGGAGGAGAUGCAAGCGAAGCUGGAGGCUGCUGGUGUUCAGAAACGGACAAUCUCUGUCCGGACAGCGCGUCGCUAUAAGCGGAUGGAUUGGCGGUUUGGCAAACGGAAAAACGGCAUGUAUGUAGAUGGGCAUGAGCGGGAAGAUGUUGUGGCAUAUCGAACAGCGUUUGUGAAGCGAUGGAUCGAGGAGUAUGAACCAAGGAUUAUUGUUUACGAUAACGAGGGUAACGAGGCCAAGCGACCCGAUGCAGACACUUUCAAACUCUCCGGAAAAUAUGCUGGCCAGCGCUUUCAACUCAUCCCUGUCACCCACGACGAAUCGACAUUUUACAAGAAUGAUCGACGCAAGUCGGGAUGGAUUCAUGCAUCAAUCAAGGCUGCCCCGGAGGCCAAGGGAGAAGGGGAUUCCAUUAUGGUUUCUGACUUCCUUGUUGCACACUGGGGGCGUUUGCGAGUUCCGGAACUCAAUUGGGACGCUCGUCUGUUCUUCCGUGCUGGGAAGAAUCGUGAUGGCUACUUCACGUCAAUAGAGCUCCUCGAGCAUGUUGAAAAUGCCAUUGAUAUCUUUGAGCACAAGACACACAAGUUUGCGACAGGCCUUUUCCUCUUCGAUAAUGCACCAAGCCAUCAGAAACGCGCUGCCCGAUGCGCUUUCCGCCCGCAAAAUGCCCAAAGGCCCCCAUGCGACCUGGACUCAUAUACCAAAUGGUCCCAAAAUGCGUGA